This is a messenger RNA of Acanthoscelides obtectus, 2040 nucleotides long. Lineage: Eukaryota; Metazoa; Arthropoda; Insecta; Coleoptera; Chrysomelidae. The record is from the annotation of a GenBank genome assembly.
UUUCACUGUGAUCCAAGAAAAUCACUACCACUUUCUACCCACUGUCGUUAUGUGUUGUGUGGUUUGUGUAUGCCAAAUCGCCAAAAUGACCGAUCGAUUUUAAGGUUAACGUUAACUGAUCAAAACCAAAACAUUUUAAACAUUUUUUCUGAUCAUUAUAUUAAAAUAUCCGCGUUGUUUUGUAACUGCUAAGGUAAAACCAAACCAGAAAAUUAUGACAGAAAAUGUGUCAUUACCCUACGUACUUCAGCAUGAUAAGCACAUGCAUUGUUGCAAUACAAAUAAUGUAUGGAAUCAGUGAUUCACUGUUAACACCUGUGACAAACCACAAUCAAAAUAGAGAAGGAACUAGUCAUGAAAUGUUUUUCCAGGGUGUGAAUGCAAUACAUUUAACAGAAGCUGCAGAUGUGGAGAGCAAUACUGUGUACUUGCAAUAUGAUGAAAACAUGCCUCAGGUUUGUGUACAGCCUUACACUCGGUUUGAAACACAAGCAUUGGACAACAGUGUUAUGGAGAUACAAGAGCCAGCAACUGAUCCAGAGCUGAUUAACUAUGUGUAUGAAAUUGUGCGACCUGAUGAUCUCAAUUUAAAGCCUGUUUAUACGAAAAGGGGUCGACCAAAAAAGAAAAAACUCGAUUCUGAACCACUUGUAAGUGAUAAACAGAAGCCAUUACUGCCAGUAGUCAAAACACGAUCUGGCAGAUCAGUAAAGUUUCCUAAACAUAUUGGAAAAGACUUUGAGAAGGUAGAAGUAGACGUAGGAGGUGAUGAGACUAAAGAGGUGAAAACUACAGAGUUUGCCAAAUAUGCAGAGGACAAAGCUCAGGAUAAAGGGACCAAAGAGGAAAUAUCGUUGCAAGUACAUCAGAGGAAGAGGACUAUUUCGGCGCAGUAUCGCUGUCCUAAGUGUAAUAAAGCCUAUUUGGGGAAAAAGAAAAUGAUUCAACAUAUCCAAAAGUACCCAGAGCACGGCCCCAUGCCCCCAUCAACUGAGCUGAACUUUGACGUAUGGAACUACUUGGUGGAUGUCACUCAAAAGUGUCCGCCGGCACUUAGGGGGAUCAAGUUCUGUGAAGAGCUCACCAAUUUGCUGCAUAAUGUGCUUCUACUCACGAGCGCCCUAUUCAAGAAGGUGGAAUUGAACAAAAACCACGUGGAAGUUGAUAAAGUACUUGGAAAUGCUAUUGGGCUACCUCCAGGUCUUUACAAAUUCAAUGACACCGAGUUAUACAAAGAUGUCACUGUACUGAAGUUGAUCACUAAUACUGACUUUUUCAAACCUGUCGACACGAUGGUGGAAGAAAAAAUACCCGAAGAGAAUGAUAAGAAAAUAGCUUACAUGGAGCCAAAGGUAGAAAAAAUCGAUGCUGAACAAUUUAUAAAUAAGGAAGAUGGUACUAAGGAGAGAGAAGACUGUCAUAAAGUCGAGCAGAAGUCUCCUGAGAUGACUGAUGAGGCAAAACAAGAAAGGAUUGAUGUUGCGUUUACUAGUUGUACUGGUUUCUGCAUCGACAAACCUGACCCCCCACCUAAAGAAUACCCUGGGCUACCCCCCAUCGCCUCUAAGAAACUCUCGGAAUCUCAAGUCAACACUUUGUUACCUCAACCAACACUGGAUCUCAACAUAACAACCGACUGUGAUCUGACCAAAAUAAAAUCAACGAAUAUCGAACUGUUAUCAGACAAUUCCCUUCUUAACCUUCCUAACCUCAGGAAUGCAGUGGAUGACCUCAUUUUGCCUGGAGUAGACGGUGGAGGGAAUAUCUUGGAAAAUUCUGCCAGUUCAGAUGAAAUGAUGAAUGUGGAUCAGUUUGUGAAUGAGAGAUUCAAGAAGAUUACUGAGCCUGAGAUGGAGAUUAGCGGAUUAGAUUUGCCUAGUUUGGAUCUGUUCCAGUUUCACAGUAGUUAAUAUUUAUAUUGUCGAUUAUGCUUGUGAUCAGUAAAGUUUAAAAAGAUUGGAAUUGUUACAGUAUUGUUUACUUACCUUUUAUAUUUUUAGUUGUUAUAUGUUUAUAAUUAAUAAAUUGAGUUAAAAUGUG